AUGAGCGACGAGAGGGUGAAAAUGAGAAAACAGCUAGGGUUGUUGGAAGGGGUCGCCAUUAUUCUUGGCAUAAUUUUUGGCAGUGGCAUUUUUAUAUCUCCCAAAGAAGUUUUAGAAAAAACUGGGUCAGUUUGGGGUGCUUUAUCAGUAUGGGCCGCUUGUGGAGUCCUAGCAACCUUAGGAGCUAUGUCAUAUGCAGAAUUAGGUACAACACUUGCUCAAAGUGGUGGAGACUAUCAUUACAUUAAUGAAGCAUAUGGACCCCUACCAGCCUUUCUGUAUCUAUGGGAUGCUAAUUUGGUGUUUGUGCCAAGUACCAACGCAAUAAUGUCUUUAACAUUUGCCAACAAUAUUCUGGAACCAAUAUUUCCAAAUUGCCCCAUAGACCCUUUAAGUAGGAAGCUUAUAGCUGCUGUAACAAUUUGUUUCUUAACAUUCAUAAAUGCUUAUGAUGUGAGAUUUACAACACGUGUUCAAAAUGUUUUCAUGUUCACCAAAAUAUCUGCACUGGUUAUUAUUAUUAUGGGUGGCAUUGUGUGGAUGGCUAGAGGAGGAACCCAAAAUUUUGAAGAUGGGUGGGUUGGUACCAAAACAUCUGUGAGUGACUGGUCUGUUGCCUUUUAUUCAGGGAUAUUUUCUUACUCGGGCUGGAACUACCUCAACUUUAUGACAGAAGAACUUCGAGAUCCAUUUGUGAAUCUACCACGGGCCAUAUACUUGUCUCUGCCUCUGGUAACAGCCAUAUAUCUUUUAGCAAAUGUGUCAUAUUUGGCCGUGCUGGGACCUACCGGUGUAAGAGCCACUGAAGCCAUAGCUGUUGAUUUCUCUGUAGCUGCAUUGGGUUGGUUUAGAUUUGCGAUGCCCACUCUAGUGGCUAUCGCUAUCGUCGGCGGUCUAUCGGUCCACAUAAUGACGUCAUCGCGGAUGUGUUUUGCGGGGGCAAGGAAUGGCCAUAUGCCUGAACUACUCGCUCAUAUAAAUGUCAAGUGUAUGUCUCCAAUGCCUUCUUUGGUGUUCUUGAUGCUAAUCUCCCUCGUCAUGUUGAUACCUGAUAACCUGACGUCUCUUAUCACCUAUUGCACGGUGGUGGAAUCCUUCUUCACGACAUUAAGCUGCAGUGCAGUGCUAUGGUUAAGAUAUAAGAAGCCACAUUUAGUCAGACCUAUAAAGGUGUCUCUCUGGAUGCCGAUAGUGUUUGUAACAAUCUGCCUCAUCCUCUUAGUGGUGCCUAUUGUGAGUGAACCAGUUGCAGUGAUCGCAGGUGCUUUGAUGACACUCGCAGGUGUUCCUGUGUAUUAUCUGUUGGUGAAAUCUGAACCGAAGGCUGUACGGGAUGUGUCUACUAAGUUUACUCACUUGUGCCAAAAACUCUUCCUUUCCGCGGUGGAGGAUAAGGAGGAG
Molecule: messenger RNA, 1401 nt
Organism: Brenthis ino (lesser marbled fritillary)
Lineage: Eukaryota; Metazoa; Arthropoda; Insecta; Lepidoptera; Nymphalidae
Source: the annotation of a GenBank genome assembly